AUGGGUGGUAAGGUCGAUCCGACUGUUAAUAGAGGUAAUGGCCCAUUUUGCUACAGGAUUAGCGGUGAAAACUAUCAUAGUAUUGGAAGUAUGUUGCCGGAGAAUGGCAAUAAACCAAAGUUUUGCCAGCUAUACAUAUACGAUACAGAGAACGAAGUUUCGAACCGAGAUUCUAUAUUUAGUCGAUCUAAGGAGUCGGAUACAUCAUCUUCUGCUUCAGUUGAUCGUCACUUGAUCCAACAUAUCAAGAUGGUUAGAGAUUGUUUUCAUGACGAUCCGCAGCUUACUCUUAAGGUACGUCUUAUUGGGAAAAGGGACAAGGAUGGUCGAAUGUAUAACUUACCAACAUGUGGCGAGGUUGCUGCUCUAAUUGUUGGAGAUGUUGAAAACGCAAUUGAGAACAGAGAUAUUGUUGUUGAAACUAAAUCGGGGACUCUUCAACGAAUAAUUAUUUAUACAAUUGAGUUUCAAAAACGUGGCUUGCCUCAUGCGCAUUUGUGCUUAUUCAUGGAACCAGAAGCUAAACUUCCCACUGUUGACCAAGUUGAUCCGUUCAUAUGUGCAGAAAUUCCAAACAAAGAUGAUGACCCAGAGUUGUAUACGCUUGUGAAGGAUUUUAUGAUUCAUGGACCGUGUGGUAAUGCUAAUAUGAGCUGCCCAUGUAUGGUUGAUAAACAGUGUUCUAAAGGCUUUCCUAAAAGAUUUCAAGAUACUAUGACAAUUGACGCCAAUGGUUUCCCAUUAUACAGAAGGAGAGAUGAUGGAAGAACAGUUGUCAAAAACCGGAUCGAGUUAGAUAAUAGAAGUGUUGUACCAUACAACAAAAAGUUAUUGAAAAAGUAUCAGAGCAACAGUUGCUGUUUUGCUAGUGAUAAUCAUAAUGAACAACAUGAAAAAGACGAGAUUAAAGAGUAUUAUGAUUGUCGGUAUAUCUCAGCAUGCGAGGCAUCAUGGAGGAUUUUUAGUUACGAUGUAAAUUACAGAUAUCCUUCUGUUAUCAGGCUUCCAUUCCAUCUUCCCGGUCUCCAACCUGUUGUAUUUGGAGCAGAUGAAGACAUCAAUUCUGUUCUUAACAGGCCAUCUGUCAAGUGUUCUAUGUUUCUGUCUUGGAUGGAAAGGAACAAAGACCCUGAUGACCAUUUGGCGCGUACACUAACUUAUGUUCAGUUUCCAACUUGGUAUGUAUGGAAGAUUGAAAACCGUUGUUGGCAACCUCGGAAGAAAGGUAACUCAAUUGGCAGAAUUCAUAAUGUUGCUCCAUCUCUUGGAGAAGCUUAUUUUUUAAGAAUCUUGCUCAACAAAGUAAAAGGACCUAAGUCAUAUGACGAUAUCAAAACUGUUAAUGGUCAUGUACAUGAUACAUUUCGAGAUGCGUGUUUCGCACUUGGUCUUUUAGAUGAUGACAAAGAGUACAUCGAAGCAAUUAAAGAAGCAAAUGAAACAGCAACAACUUCUUACGUACGAAAUUUAUUUGGCAUGAUGCUAUUGUCCAAUACUAUGUCAAGACCGGAGAUCGUAUGGGAAAGCACGUGGAAAUACAUGACAGAUGAUUUCAUCUACAAAUAUAGUAAACUACAUCGUGUUGAAGGUUUAUCAAUUCCAGACGAUGAACUUAAAAAUUACGCUUUGUUGGAAAUUGAAAAGUUUUUAGGUAUGAAUAGCUCAUCGCUACGGAACUUCUCAACAAUGCCUUUUCCACAUUCUUCUUCGUUAUCUGAUCUCGAUAAUCGUCUGAUUAACGAGGAGCGUACUUACGACGUAUUAACUCUUGCUGAGGAAUAUGUUAAUCUGUUUAAUAUGUUAACUGAAGAACAAAGGUCAGUGUUUGAAGAGAUAAUGAAAUCUGUUGAUGGUAACACUGGAGGGAUGUUUUUUGUUUACGGUUAUGGUGGCACUGGGAAAACCUUUUUAUGGAAGACGUUGUCUGCUGCACUUCGAUCAAAAAGAGAAAUUGUAUUAAAUGUUGCUUCGAGUGGAAUUGCAUCGCUGUUAUUGACAGGCGGCAGGACUGCACACUCCAGAUUUCGUAUUCCUUUGAAUCUUAAUGAGGAUUCGGUAUGUCAUAUAAAAGCUGAUAGUGAUGUUGCUAAAUUGUUGCAUCAGACCAAACUUAUUAUAUGGGAUGAAGCACCUAUGGUCCAUAAACAUGCGUUUGAAGCCUUGAACCGCACGAUGAAUGACAUUUUCAAUUUCGACACCUCAAGAAAUUCUGAAAUCUCAUUUGGUGGUAAGGUUAUUGUUUUUGGUGGAGAUUUUAGACAAGUACUUCCCGUUGUUUGA
Messenger RNA from Helianthus annuus (common sunflower), 2280 nucleotides. RefSeq lists its product as uncharacterized. The transcript is spliced from 6 exons. Lineage: Eukaryota; Viridiplantae; Streptophyta; Magnoliopsida; Asterales; Asteraceae. The record is from RefSeq and is a predicted model, not a curated record. Bases 1 to 2280 code for a protein of 759 amino acids. Gene Ontology annotation, molecular function: DNA helicase activity. Gene Ontology annotation, biological process: DNA repair; telomere maintenance.